GCCGCUUCCACCCACAUGCUCGCAGGGGCUGUGGCUGGGGUGCUGGAGCACAGCCUUAUGUACCCGGUGGACUGUGUCAAGACAAGGAUGCAAAGCCUGCAACCAGAACCUGCUGCUCGUUACCGGAAUGUGCUGGAGGCUUUGUGGCGGAUUGUGCGAACUGAAGGGAUCUGGCGACCUAUGCGUGGAUUGAACAUCACAGCUACAGGGGCUGGUCCUGCCCAUGCCUUGUAUUUCGCCUGCUACGAAAAAUUGAAAAAGACACUUACCAACCUUAUCCAUGCUGGGGGCAAUAGUCACGUGGCCAACGGUGCAGCAGGCUGUGUGGCAACAUUGCUUCACGAUGCAGCCAUGAAUCCAGCAGAAGUGGUAAAACAAAGAAUGCAGAUGUACAAUUCUCCAUACCAGCGAGUAACAGACUGUGUGCGUGCUGUGUGGUGCAAUGAAGGGGCAGGAGCUUUCUACCGAAGCUAUACCACUCAGCUGACCAUGAACAUCCCCUUUCAGGCUAUCCAUUUCAUGGCAUAUGAAUCCUUACAGGAGCACCUCAACCCCCACAGACAGUACAACCCUAGUUCCCACAUGGUGGCAGGUGCCUGUGCAGGUGCCAUUGCUGCUGCUGCCACCACACCUUUGGACGUUUGCAAAACAUUGCUGAAUACACAGGAAGCCUUGGCACUGAAUACCAACAUCAGUGGGCACAUCACAGGUAUGGCUCACGCAUUCAGGACGGUGUACCGCGUGGGCGGGCUAACUGCCUAUUUCCGUGGGGUUCAGGCACGUGUCAUUUACCAGAUGCCCUCCACAGCUAUUGCAUGGUCUGUGUAUGAGUUCUUCAAAUACUUCUUAACAAAGCGAAGGGAGGAACGGUUGUCCGGGAAGUGAAGUGCGUUAUCGGAUUGGCUGGUGCCAAACUCGGAUGACAAGCAAGACUUUGGAAUACUGAUGCCGCCUCUUGCCUGCUGCUGCAUUUUGCACAGCCCGUUGUUCUCUCAAUGGAAAAUAUACAGCAAACAGCAACUUCACCUGCUUUUAGCUUAUCAUCUAACAAACAUGCCCCAGGUAUUGGGUACAAAUAAAGACCAGGGUGGAAAUACUGUAAGCGUAUUGGAAAUUGGGGUGAUAGCCUGCAUUCUCAGAAAUGAUUGCAGGUAGGAGUUAGUAGAGGCAGAAGAAGUGUUAGCUAAGCUGUUGUCUAUUAGCACUCACUCAGACCUCAUGCUCUUUGGGAAGGCUUUGAUUGUUGUGGCCCUUGGCACUUCCAAUAAAGUCUGCUUUAUUGUCCUAGGCCUUGUCUCUUUCUUACCAGAUGAUUCUGAGCAUUUCUUUAUGGAAGAGGGUGGGGAACGUGCAGCUUUCCUGAUGGUGUUAUAUUCCAAUGUUCAUUAGUCACAGCAAGCCUUUCCUUCUUAGAGAUAAGAUGAAUGCAUUGUAUUUGUAUGACAGGAAUUGUUUUAUCUUCUCAUCUGAAGAGGUGGAAGAAAAAUAGGAUUCACUUUCAUAAUGCUGGAUGUUGUAUGAUGUACAUUGAGAUCCAAUGUUCUCUGUUGGAUGCUACUCAUAAAGCAUUUGUGACUUUUCAACACCUAGCACAGUCUAUUCAGCACUAUUGCCAUUCCACUAUUGCCAUUCGAUAUGUAUGAGAAUAGUGAAAAGAGACACUGUCUGCUUUAAACUGUGGUAUCCUUCAACUGAC
Messenger RNA from Protobothrops mucrosquamatus (brown spotted pit viper), 1696 nucleotides. RefSeq names its product solute carrier family 25 member 28 (gene SLC25A28). The record is from RefSeq and is a predicted model, not a curated record. Gene Ontology annotation, biological process: iron import into the mitochondrion. Lineage: Eukaryota; Metazoa; Chordata; Lepidosauria; Squamata; Viperidae. Gene Ontology annotation, molecular function: ferrous iron transmembrane transporter activity. The coding region runs from base 16 to 885 and encodes 289 amino acids. The transcript has 4 exons. Gene Ontology annotation, cellular component: mitochondrial membrane.